UGGUGCGGUGGGGUCAAGAUGGCGGCGCCUUUGAGGAUUCAGAGCGACUGGGCCCAAGCCCUCAGGAAGGAUGAAGGGGAGGCCUGGCUGAGCUGUCACCCCCCAGGGAAACCAACUUUGUAUGGCAGCCUCACCUGUCAAGGAAUUGGCCUUGAUGGCGUUCCAGAGGUUACAGCUUCGGAAGGAUUUAUUGUGAAUGAAAUAAACAAGAAGAGCAUUCAUGUUUCAUGUCCAAAGGAAAAUGCAUCUUCAAAGUUUUUGGCACCAUAUACUACUUUUUCCAAAAUUCAUGCAAAGAGUAUAACAUGCCUGGACAUUUCCAGUGGAGGAGGCCUUGGUGUGUCUUCUAGUGCUGAUGGGAGCAUGAAAGUCUGGCAGGCUUCCAAUGGAGAGCUCAGAAGAAUAUUGGAAGGGCAUGUGUUUGAUGUGAAUUGUUGCAGGUUUUUCCCAUCAGGCCUUGUGGUUCUGAGUGGGGGAAUGGAUGCCCAGCUGAAGAUCUGGUCAGCUGAAGAUGCUAACUGUGUGGUGACCUUCAAAGGUCAUAAAGGAGGUAUCCUAGAUACAGCCAUUGUUGAGCGGGGGAGGAAUGUAGUAUCUGGUUCUCGAGAUGGAACAGCACGACUUUGGGACUGUGGGCGGUCAGCCUGCCUGGGAGUCAUCGCGGACUGUGGUUCUUCCAUCAAUGGAGUGGCUGUGGGUGCUGCUGACAACUCCGUCAACCUCGGCUCGCCUGAGCAGACGCCCAGUGAACGGGAGGUUGGAACAGAAUCGAAAAUGCUGCUGUUGGCCCAGGAAGAUAAGAAGCUUCAGUGCUUGGGACUGCAGAGCAGGCAGCCGAUAUUCCACUUUAUUGGCUCAGAUGCCUUCAACUGCUGUACUUUUCUCUCUGGCUUCUUGCUAUUGGCUGGGACACAGAAUGGAAACAUUUAUCAGCUGGAUGUGAGGAGUCCGAGGGCUCCGGUACAGGUCAUCCACAGAUCAGGAGCUCCAGUUCUGUCCCUGCUGAGAUUCAGAGAUGGAUUCAUUGCAAGCCAAGGUGACGGAAGCUGUUUUGUUGUCCAGCAAGACCUAGACUAUGUCAUUGACCUCACUGGGGCUGACUGCGACCCUGUGUACAAGGUAGCCACGUGGGAGAAGCAGAUCUACACGUGCUGCCGAGAUGGUCUUGUGCGGCGCUAUCAGCUCUCUGACCUCUGAUUCCUCGGAAAGAGAAGUCCUGGUCAUCGAAAACCAUUGACCCCAAUCAACAGUGAGCAGAAACAUCAUCAGUCCUUCCCAAGAGCCAUGCCCUUUAUUGUCUUGGGCACCCUUUGGAAGUCACAGAAAGCCAACUCCAUCAGCCCUGCGCAACUGUCAUUCCACAACAAGACUCAACUUGAACUGAGCAAAGAGCUCAGAUGUGCUCACUGCAUUUGUCCCAACUUCUUGUGUGAAGUCACCCCUGCAACACAGGGUGAGGUUAUGGAUUGCUUGCCAUUUGAUCUCACACCAGUUGUGUUAAAUGUUUACGGGACCAGAGGACUAAAGCCUGUUCCCUGAAGGAAAUAAAGAGAAUAUGUUUGAAGGAGUCUGAA
Artibeus jamaicensis (Jamaican fruit-eating bat) is the source of this 1574-nucleotide messenger RNA. RefSeq names its product proteasomal ATPase associated factor 1 (gene PAAF1). The coding region runs from base 19 to 1197 and encodes 392 amino acids. The transcript is spliced from 12 exons. Gene Ontology annotation, biological process: transcription initiation at RNA polymerase II promoter. Gene Ontology annotation, molecular function: RNA polymerase II general transcription initiation factor activity; protein binding. Gene Ontology annotation, cellular component: transcription factor TFIID complex. NCBI's taxonomy places the organism in Eukaryota, Metazoa, Chordata, Mammalia, Chiroptera, Phyllostomidae. The record is from RefSeq and is a predicted model, not a curated record.